AGCCGGCUCAGUGCUGGAAGCCCGGUGCAUUGAAGCUUGAGAACCAGAUCCAGUUGGCGCCCAAUGUUCCUGCGCCUCGCUGCCCUGCUGCUGGCUUUGUGCCUGGUGGAUGCUGCACGUCUGAAGCGGAAAGCUCCGAAGCAGGUGCUUGCCCUGGAUCAUGAUGGCAAGACGAAGAUGCUCAUCCAGGUUGGCACUUCCGGCUCAGGACCCGCAUGUGACAAGAUCAAGUGCGCGGACCCGCUGACCUGCCCCCCUGGAUUUCAGGAGACCCAGGUUGAGGGUCAGUGCUGCCCCUAUUGCGUCAAUCCAGAUAUCAAGAUCGAGCCAGAGGUGACUGGAGCAACAGGUAAGGCAGGUGGAAAGAAGAGCGAGUACUGCGAGGAGGUCUGGUGCUUCCCGACCAUGUGCACCAAGGAGCAGGUCAUGCCAACUACCAAGAACGGGAUGUGCUGCCCGCAAUGCCCGGAGUGAUGAGCGUCAGACAAAAUGACGGA
Messenger RNA from Effrenium voratum, 497 nucleotides. NCBI's taxonomy places the organism in Eukaryota, Dinophyceae, Suessiales, Symbiodiniaceae. The record is from the annotation of a GenBank genome assembly.